This is a messenger RNA of Trichoderma asperellum CBS 433.97, 1194 nucleotides long. The record is from RefSeq and is a predicted model, not a curated record. NCBI's taxonomy places the organism in Eukaryota, Fungi, Ascomycota, Sordariomycetes, Hypocreales, Hypocreaceae.
AUGUCCAAUAAUACGUCAGACGAUGCCCAUCUGGAGGCUGAAUACAAGACAGUUACUUCGCAUAUCGAUUUACAGAUCGACUCAAUAAUUGGUAAGAAAGAACGGCAAAAGCUCAAAUGGAAGCUUGAUUUAUUUGUUCUUCCGCUUAUUUCUAGCGUCUAUUUCUUUGGUUCAAUGGAUCGCUCUGAUUUGGCGAAUGCUCAAGUUGCUGGCCUAGAAGAUGAUCUGCACCUCUCACCGAAAGAUUAUUCAAAUGCUUCCUCCAUCUUUUUAGUUUCUUACGUCCUAUUCCAGCUCCCAGGAACAUUGCUGAUUAAAAAAAUUGGCGCGCCAGUGCAAUUUUCUGGUGCGAUGUUAACAUGGGGUGUACUUACGGUCCUCACGAUGCUGGUAAAAUCCAGCGGACAAUUGAUAGCUAUGCGAUUUCUCAUUGGGGCUGCUGAAGCCUUUGUUCAAGGUGGCGCAUUCUAUCUUUCUUUUUGGUAUGAAUACCAAGAGCUCGCCACCCGAGCUGCCAUUUUCUUCUCAACUUCAACUCUCGCCGGCGCGUUUAAUGGGCUGCUAUCAUAUGGAAUUAGCAAAAGCUUAAAUGGGGUAAAUGGUUGGAGAGCUUGGCAGUGGAUCUUUUUGAUCGAGGGUAUCCUACCCAUCGGAUUUGCCUUUAUCGUUUUGGCCUUCCUCCCAGCUUCACCCUCAGAAGUCCGCUACGGUUUCUCCGAAAGAGAAAAAGAUGAGCUUGUGAAAAGGAGUAAAAGAUCGCACAACUCAUCUGAAGUACGCAUUCAGCCAAAGAAAAUUUUGGAACUUCUUAGGAGCAUCCAUUUCUGGCUCUUUACACUUUUAUACUGUGCGUCGCUUUUUACGAUAACUUCGCUAUCUAACUUCUUACCCGCCCUCGUUCGAGGUUUUGGAUACAGCUCAAUUGGAGCUCAGUUAUUUACUGUCGUUGUCUAUGGAUGUGCCUGUUUAGGUGUACUGCUUUUCUCUAGAAUUGCAGACAAAACAAAUGCCCGCGGGUUAACAGUUGCCUUAUCCACAGUUGGAGGUAUUGUGGGCUAUGCAAUACUAAUAGGAAUCGAAAACCGCGACGCUAGGUUUGCUGCGACCUGCAUAAUAGCGUUUUGCAUGUAUCCAAAAGUUGUUUUAGUUCUGUCUUGGGCAGCUAUGAACUUCAUUGGCUAUACUAGGAGGUGA